AUGUCGCUGACGGAGCAUCCCUCCGGCGGCCUGGGCAAGGACGGUACUGGCAGUCGCCGCGAGAAACCAUGGCUAUUGCCUUCGAACCGCCGCCUUCGACAUCUCCAUGGCAUCUCGGUUCGCAAUCUCGUCGUCACGCCCCCCUCCAGCUCCAGCAGGGGGAAGGGAAAGACGAUUGACGACGAAGACAUCCCCAACGCGCUGCAGUCGCCAUCGAAGCAAAUCCUAGCCCAUGAUGCGAAUCGGUCGCUGCAUCAGUCGAGGUCAUUUACUGAUCUCAAGUCCCAGGAAACUGGGGAGAACCGUGGCAGUACUAGUCAUAGCGAGCGACCACCACGCCGGAGGGACACAUUGCCCUGGGACGACCCUAAUCCGCACACGCGCCAGGUUAAUUUGGAAGAUAUCACAAAGAGUCGGAUGGCUGAUUCAUGGUUCUCGGUGCAUUGCGAGGGCGUCGAAGAGCCCGUUUAUGUCAGCGAGGUGAUUGAGAAUGCAACGAAUCCGAGCUUUCGAUCGUUUGAUUUGAACAUGUGCGGGCCGUUGGUCUCGCGACUGGAUCAAUUAACUCUGAAGUUGUGGGCGAAACCGACUACGGUAGCGGAGUAUGUGCUGUUGGUUGAGUUGCAGCUGCAUCUGCAGUCCUUACAGUUCCUGGGCAAGUCGUUGGAUAGCUUUCACCAGCCGCUGCCGUCGAAUUCGGUUCUUUUUCACUUUUCGGAUGGAGUUUAUGCGAAUCUUACCGAUAUUCCGCCUGCUUUGAUGGCGUCGUCUGCUGAAUAUGCGUCUUCUGAUAGUGCUGCGCUACCUACGUCAUCAUACGAUGCGCUAAUGCGACUGGCGAAUCUGGACGAGUGCAUUCAAGAUGCACUGGCGAUCAGGGAGAAGUUGGAGUCGCAGAUCAACUCGAUUCUGCAGAAAAACCAGCAAGCUAUCGCUAUGACUAGUGAAGCAUCUCAGGCGCAGGAUAAGCUCGCCCUCACCAGGAAUGCAGUUGGCACGGAACGAAGGAACCUCCGCCUAGCAACGAAGCGCAAAGAGGGAUUAAUAGCCAGUAUCAAGGCCCGGAAGGACGCGAUGGAACGCGGUCGAUCUACGCAAGACAAAGCCCGGAGUCAUCUACCCGAUGCGCAGCUGAAGCUAGCCUCGAGCGCAAAACUACUGGACCAGAACACGGAGGACGCCAAGGGUCAGAUUCGGCGCAUUUCAGAAGAUCUUCUGUCCAUAUACCCCAUCGAGCCGAUUCCAGAUGAGCCUUUUACCUUUACUAUUGCUGGUCUUGCGCUCCCCAAUUCGAAUUUCGAGGAUAUUGACCGCGACGCUGUUGCGGCUGCCCUGGGAUUCACUGCGCAUCUCGUUCAGCUUUUGUCGUUCUAUCUCUCGGUCCCGGUGCCAUACCCCGUCAAGCCGUAUCUCUCCAGCUCGCUCAUCCACGACCCGGUGUCAGCUUCACUCCCUCAACGAACCUAUCCGCUCUAUCCGGUGAAUGUACAGUACCGAUUCGAGUACGGGGUAUUUCUACUUAACAAGAACAUCGAGAUCCUCCUCAACAAACAAGGUCUACGCGCCUUUGACAUCCGCCACACAUUACCUAACCUGAAAUACCUUUUAUACGUGCUUACGGCUGGAACCUCGGAAAUCCCCGCCAGAAAAGCAGGUGGCAUCCGGGGCCUGUACCCCGGACGUCUGAGCCCCAGUGUAUCCCGACGCGGAAGCAACAACAGCAGCGUUUACGGUGAACCCGUGCAUCCAUCCAAGGUUCUGGAUCCCGGUACCGGGAAAUUGAACGGCGACGUUAAGGGGAGGAAGAAGCCGUUAUCUCCCAUUGCUGGGUAUGUGAGGAUGUCGCAGGUGGCUUGA
Aspergillus chevalieri is the source of this 1857-nucleotide messenger RNA. RefSeq names its product putative UV radiation resistance protein (UVRAG). Bases 1 to 1857 code for a protein of 618 amino acids. The record is from RefSeq and is a predicted model, not a curated record. Gene Ontology annotation, biological process: SNARE complex assembly. Gene Ontology annotation, cellular component: endosome; lytic vacuole. The transcript is spliced from 2 exons. Gene Ontology annotation, molecular function: SNARE binding. Lineage: Eukaryota; Fungi; Ascomycota; Eurotiomycetes; Eurotiales; Aspergillaceae.